Messenger RNA from Closterium sp. NIES-65, 4971 nucleotides. Lineage: Eukaryota; Viridiplantae; Streptophyta; Zygnematophyceae; Desmidiales; Closteriaceae. The record is from the annotation of a GenBank genome assembly.
AUGGCUACCCCUAGUGUCCGCGCUUUUGAUGCUAAGGGUCGGGCCAUUGACUUUGACGUUUGGAUAGAUGACCUGCAGCAUUUCUUACUGUGCGAUAGGGCGAACCGUCUCUCUCUCUUUGACCUCACCUCUGGUGCCUCUCCUGCCCCUGCUGCUGAUGCAGAGGCCACUGUCCGCUCACAGUGGGCCACGCGCGAUGCUGCUGCACGUCUUGCUGUGCGUCGCCACCUGCCUACCUCUGAGCGUGCGCACUUUAGCCAGUACAAGAGUGCUCAGACCUUGUACGACGCUGUAGUUGCACGCUACUCCUCCCCUGCCACUGCUGCACUGAGCCGCCUCAUGCUACCGUACCUCUUCCCUGACCUUGCUGCCUUUCCCACAGUCGCUGACCUCAUUACGCACCUCCGCACUUGUGACACUCGGUACCGCGCUGCGCUUCCUGCUGAGUUCCGCGCCAAGAACCCCCCCCCCAUGUACAUCACUCUCUACUACAUAGUCACCCGCCUCCUUGACUCCCUUCGCAUAGUCAGGGACCACUUUCUCUCAAUCUGUCCCACCACUCUCACUGUUGACCUCCUCGAGAAGGCCCUCCUAGCAGCGGAGAAGAGCAUAGUCGCUGUAGGAGCCUCUCGUGGUGACCCGCGCACCCCCAUCUUUGAGGGGUGUUCCCCCUCCCCCCUUUUGCCCUCUGUAGCCUCUGCUGCUGCGGCCGACCUCGUUGGGCUUGAGUCGGUCAGUGCGGCGUCUACCCCUAGUGGGAGACGCCGCUCUGGCAAGGGCAAGGGAGGCAAGGGCGCUGGAGGAGCUAGCGGGGGCGGUGGAGGCGGCGGUGGAGGCGGCGGAGGGAGUGGGGGUGGCGGUGGGGGUGGUGGCGGGAGUGGAGGUGUCGGUGGCGGUAGUGGAGGCGGAGGCAGCGGCGGUGGCGGUGGGAGCGGAGGUGGCGGGGGCGACGGCGGUGGAGAAGGCGGUGGCGGAGGAGGUGGAGUUGGUCGGGGUGGCGCUGCAAAGAGGGUCGGCUCCGGUGGUGGUCAGCGCCAGCAGCAGCUGCAGCGCACUCGUGACAUCCCCCCCCCUCAGCAGCUCCGUGAGUGGUACGCUGCACGCCAGCGGGGUGGGGGUACUGGUCCGUGCACCUACGUCCUACGCACCGGCGACCGCGCGGGUGAGCAGUGUGGGGGUGCGCACCCCACCCAGCGCUACUUUGGCCGCCUGGCGGGAGUGGCUAUCUUUGAUCUUGACUUUGAUGCUAUUCUUGCUGCCAUGUAUGCUAUGACUAUUAGUGAUGAGGGUGACUGUUACCGGUGUUUCCCGCCCAACUCGGGAAUUGAGACUGCUGCUCUAGGUACUGGUGAGGCUGCUGCUCUAGGUGCUAGCGAGGCUGCUGCUCUAGGUGCUAGUGCGUCGGUUUCCUCAGGUGCUGGUGAGUCAGCGCUCUCAGCGGCUCCCUCUGGCACCCUGUCUGGUCUUUACCUCCCCUCGUUCUCUCUGAACUUGGUAGCUGCAUCGAGUCAGGUGUUUGCUGCAGCGUCUAGGUCUGGUCCUGAGUCUGCCCCUUGCUCGUGUCGCCUCCUUUCUCACGAGACUCUCCUUUGGCACCACCGCCUUUGUCACCUCUCCCUGCUUCGUGUCCGAGGCAUGGCCUCCCGUGUCCUUGUCUCUGGUCUUCCCCGGUCCCUCCCUCCUCUUCCUCCGGGGCCUGGCCCUACCUGUGUCCCCCGUGUCGAGGGGCGUAAGCGGGCUGCCCCUCACACCUCCCAGUUUCCUCCGACAGAGGCCCCGCUGCAGACGCUUCACAUGGACGUGUGGGGCCCGGCCCGCGUCCGUCCACAGGGUCACGAGCGCUACUUCCUGUUGGUGGUUGACGACUACUCGCGUUACACCACAGUCUUCCCCUUGCGCAGCAAGGGUGAUGUCACUGAGACCUUCACGCUUCCGGACUCUCCACAGCAAAAUGAGAUUGCUGAGCGUCGCAUUGGCAUGGUCAUGGACGUCGCCCGUACGUCCAUGAUGCAUGCGGCUGCCCCCCAUUUUCUGUGGCCGUUUGCGGUUCGGUACGCGGCGCAUCAGAUCAACCUUCACCCUAGGGUCUCCACGCCAGAGACCUCCCCAGCCUUGCUGUGGACGGGAAAGGUUGGCGAUGCGUUUGCGUUCCGUGUAUGGGGAUCUCGGGCGUUUGUCCGCGACUUGUCUGCGGACAAGCUGUCCCCUCGUGCUGCUCCUUGCGUCUUUCUGGGUUUUCCCCCUGACGCACCAGGGUGGCAGUUCUACCACCCCACCUCUCGCCGUGUUCUGUCCUUCAAGGACGUCACGUUUGACGAGUCGGUCCCCUACUACCGCCUCUUCCCCUACCGCACUCCGUCCCUCCCCCCGCCGCUGCUCUUCCUUGUACCAGGUCCCCCUCCGGUAGACCCCCUCCCCCCUCAGGGUCCGUCCCCUUCAUGUGUGUCCCAGGUACACGCAAUCGAGCCUGUCGAGGUCACUGGUGACUCUGGUGCUGCUGAGGGUGCUGAGCCUGGGGGUGCUGACUCUGGGGGUACUGAGCGUGUGGGUGCUGAGCCUGGGGGUGCUGGGCCAGGGGGUGCUGAGCCUGGGGGUGCUGAGCCUGGGGGUGCUACGCCUGGGGGUACUGAGCCUGGGGGUGCUACGCCUGGAGUUUCUGUGCCUGCGGGUGCGGAGCCUCAGGGAGCUGGGCCUGCUAGUGUGGCGUCUCGCGGUACUGUGCCUGGCGGUUUGCUGGGUGCUUCGCGUACUGCUGGAGCUGGAGGUUCUUCGGCUGCUGAGGGUGCUGGUGCAGCGGGUCCCGGAGGUGCUCGUGCUGGAGGUACAAGAGCUGCUGGGCCGGCGGGUGCGUAUGGAGCUGGAGCUGCUGAGGGUGUUGGCGCUGAGGCUACUGCUAUCGGUCCGGGCGGCGAUGCUACUGGAGUUACUGGAGCAGGAGGUGCUACUGGCACUGGUGCUGCCGCUGGGGUUGGUGGUGCUGUGCCUGCUGUGUCGGGAGUCGCCGCGCGGCCUCGGCCGUACUUUUUACAGUUACAGCCGGCCUCCCCACUACCUGCUCCUUCUUCCUACACUGGUCCUACUGGAGGUCUUGCUGAGCGUCGUGAGCCUGCGUCUCGCCCUGCGUCGCCUGUCCGUGCUGCUCGCUCUACUAAUCAUGGUUCGCGUCAGCGUCCUCCUCCUGUCCCUAGCACGCACCGGAUGUCUCUGCGUCUGUCCAUUGCUCCUCUGCGUGACCCUUUACCUUCUCCUGCUGAGUCCUCUCUUCCUGCUCUUGCCGACUCGGAGUCGGACUCUCUUCGUGCUGCCAGUCCUACUGCCACGCGUCUCCUUGCUACUGUCGUCACUGACCCUUCCUUUGAGUCCACUGCCCUAGUUGCUGAGCUAGUUGACUUUGCUGCUUGCUGUCGUCUAGACUACGCUGCUAGCCUUGUCGCUGAGUCUGAGUCAGUCUGUCCUCCGUCCGUCGGGGGUGAGUGUGCUCUUGGCACGGACGUCCUUGAGGACAGGCAGGAGGAGUUCCAGUGUCUGGCUGCUGCUUCACCUCAUCUCGUGUUCGUACUGCUUACCCCUGAGGGAGACCCGGAUGCACUUCACAUCCCGACUCCACGCUCUUACGCUGAGGCGAUAGAGGGUCCCUACUCCACUCAUUGGGAGGCAGCUAUGGACGCAGAGAUGGCUUCCUGGAAGUCCACAGGCACCUACGUUGACGAGGUUCCCCCACCUGGGACGAACAUCGUCAGUGGCAUGUGGAUUUUCAGGGUUAAGCGGCCGCCGGGUUCCCCGCCUGUCUUCAAGGCGAGAUACGUGGCUCGUGGCUUCAGUCAGCGGCAGGGAGUUGACUACUUUCAGACUUUCUCUUCCGCCACUCUUCUGGUGCUGCUGCACAUAGCCGCUCAGCGCGACUACGAGCUUCACUCUCUCGACUUCAACACUGCUUUCUUGCAGGGCAGCCUGCACGAGGAGUUCUGGCUGCGCCGCCCACUUGGCUUCACUGGGACUUUUCCUCCUGGCACCCAGUGGAGCCUCCGGCGGCCAGUCUACGGUCUCUGCCAGGCACUGCGUGAGUUGCACGAUACACUAAGGACUACGCUUGCGGCUCUUGGGUUUGCUCCCUCUACUGCCGACCCGUCGCUGUUUCUGCGCACCGACACUUCUUUGCUGCCGUUCUACAUCCUCGUGUACGUCGACGACUUGGUCUUUGCCACACCUGACACUACUGGACUCGCCCAAGUGAAGUCCGAGCUGCAGAAGUUACACAUGUGCACAGACCUGGGUGAACUGCGCAGCUACCUUGGCUUGCAGAUCACCCGGGACAGAGCACGCCGCACCAUUACCCUGACUCAGUCACACAUGGUGCAGCAGGUCCUUCAGCGCUUCGGCUUCACGUACUCCUCGCCUCAGGCCACUCCUCUGCCUACUCGCCACUCGCUCUCAGCUCUUCCUUUGGAUGAGUCCGUAGAGUCGAGUGGCCCGUAUGCAGAGCUUGUUGGCUGCCUCAUGUACCUGAUGACCUGCACUCGACAUGACCUUGCAUACCCUUUUAGCAUUCUAGCAUGCUAUGUUGCUCCUGGGAGACACAGACCGGAGCACAUGGCUGCAGCGAAGAGGGUGUUGCGCUACUUGUGCAGUACGUCGGGCAUGGGGCUUGUGCUUGGAGGGCGGAGUCCAGUGGUCCUCACUGGGCACGCAGACGCUUCUUGGGCAGACGACCCGGCUACGCAGCGGUCGUCACUGGGUUACACCUUCAGCCUUGGUUCCGGCUCUGUUUUGUGGCGGGCUGCCCGCUCUUCUUCUGUUCUCGGCUCCAGUUGUGAGGCUGAGAUCUACGCCGGGGCCAUGGCUGCACAGGAGCUUUGCUGGCUCACCUACCUGCUGACUGACCUUGGCGAGGUGCCUCGUUCUCCUCCAGUGCUGUACGUAGACAACAAGGCCAUGCUGGCCUUGUGUCGAGAGCAGAGACUGCAGCACUGA